Scatophagus argus is the source of this 6086-nucleotide messenger RNA. RefSeq names its product histone deacetylase 4-like. Gene Ontology annotation, biological process: negative regulation of transcription by RNA polymerase II; chromatin organization. Gene Ontology annotation, molecular function: histone deacetylase activity. The record is from RefSeq and is a predicted model, not a curated record. The transcript is spliced from 29 exons. Bases 662 to 4048 code for a protein of 1128 amino acids. NCBI's taxonomy places the organism in Eukaryota, Metazoa, Chordata, Actinopteri, Scatophagidae. Gene Ontology annotation, cellular component: histone deacetylase complex.
AUGACACUGCCGUAAUUACAACCUUUCAUUCAAGCCACCGCAUGCACACACAUAUCACGUUGUACACCAGAUAAUCACAUUUUCAUCAGGCUAAGCCCGCCCCUGGUAAAAGUAGGGGCGCUCCAUGUGACGCUGGGGCUGUAACAAAAAUCCAGUAUGGCGGAAUCUGUCAGGAGAUGAAUUUCUUCGUCCCCCCUGCGCAGAGGAAAAACCCCAGAGUCUAACAUGGGAGAGAAAUAAAAGCCCUGCGGGACACAUGUUGGGACGACUGGCUUCCUCCUGGCCCGUGUAGUUACAGAUGACCAAGUGAUAUCAGCUAUACAGUGUUGGUGCAAGACGGCAAGCUGCUGCUCUGAUUGGAGAAACCAAAUCAAAAGCCUCAUGGGGAUUGGCUGCUGCUGCUGGACGUCUCCUUCCUGUUUCCAGCCUUGAGGGAUUCUUGAGGGACUGUCCUAAGUGUUGGAUCAGCCUGAACACACACACACAAUCGCACAGUCCCAGACAUCCACAGUUUUAGCAGGAUAAAAGCCUCCUGAUUGCCACUCUGCAAAUCACAUCUGCACAAACACACAUUUGUAUUGCAGUAUACACGCACACACACACCAAACCGGGUGCUCACCUGCCUCACUGUGUGGACACCCUCCUGGCCGACCUGUCAGUGAUGACGUCACACAGCCACCAAGACCCAACUAAUGCUGCACCGAGUCACUGCAGGGGGUCCAUCCCAGAGUGCACUGGGCAGAGGUCAGGGAAACAUCUUCAGCAGAGCAACUCAUAUGAGGGGAUCCUGGGAAAGGAGCAGCCGCUGGAGGUUCUGAAGACAUCGGCGCUCAACCACAUCCCAACAGUGGACAUCAACUCUGCGCUGCCCCUGCGUCUCCCUCCGGCUGCCAUCCCCAUGGACCUGCGUGUGGACCAUCACCAGCAACAGCAGCAGCAGGUGUCCUCACUCUCCCCGCCCGGGCAGCAGUCGUCCGGCCCGGGCUCGCUGGGAGGGACGGGUCAGGCCGGCGGAGGUGGUGUGGUGGCGGCCUCGGUGCGGGAGCAGCAGCUGCAGCAGGAGCUGCUGACUCUGAAGCAAAAGCAGCAGAUCCAGCGGCAGAUCCUCAUCGCCGAGUUCCAGCGGCAGCACGAGCAGUUGUCCCGCCAGCAUGAGGCCCAGCUGCAGGAACACAUUAAGCAGCAACAAGAACUUCUAGCAAUGAAGCACCAGCAGGAGCUGCUGGAGCACCAGAGGAAGAUGGAGAACCACCGUCUGGAGCAGGAGCUGGAGAAGCAGCAGAGGGAGCAGAAACUGCAGCUGCUGAAGAACAAGGAGAGGGGACAAGAGAGUGCUGUGGCCAGUACUGAGGUGAAAAUGCGUCUCCAGGAGUUUGUACUGAACAAGAAGAAGGCCCUGGCCCAGCGGAGCCUCAACCAAGGAGGGCCCCCCAAUGAUGCUCCCUACUGGUACCGCAAAACCCAGCACAGCUCUCUGGACCAGAGCUCGCCUCCACAGACUGGCGUGUCCACCUACAAUCAACCUGUGCUGGGUGUCUACAACCCCCGGGACGACUUCCCACUGCGAAAGACUGCCUCAGAGCCCAACCUGAAGCUUCGCUCCAGGCUGAAGCAGAAGGUGAGCGAGCGGAGGAGCAGCCCUCUGCUGCGGCGUCGAGACAGCCCCAUCACCUCCGCCAAGAAACGCUCACUCGACAUGGCAGACUCUGCGUGUAGCAGCGCCCCCGGCUCAGGCCCAAGCUCCCCGAAUAACAGCUCCAAUAACAUCCCCAAUGAGAACGGCAUCACUGUGUCAGUCUCCAACAGCACGGAGGCGUCUCUGGCGCAGAGGCUGUGCAGCGGUGCUGAGCGGGGCUCCCUUAACCAGCUGUCCCUCUACACUUCACCAUCCUUACCCAACAUCACCCUGGGGCUGCCUGCCACUGCCACGGCCACUGCUGCUUCCAAUGUGACGUCAGCCCAGCAGGAUGGAGGUCUGCAGCCGGCCCUCUCCCUCAGCCCUCCUUUCCUCUCUGGAGGCCACUUGACUCCCUACCUGGCCGAGGCUGGAGCGGGAACAGGCGCGCACAGUCCGCUGCUUCAACACAUGGUGCUCAUGGAGCAGAGCCCGGCACAGAGCCCCCUGGUGACAGGCGUUAGCGGCGUGUCUAUGUCGCCGGCAGCAUCCAUGGCCAAGCUGCAGCGGCAGCACCGGCCCCUGGGGCGGACCCAGUCGGCCCCCCUGCCCCAGGGGAGCGCCGCGCAGGCUCACGCCCAGGCCCUGGCCCUGCAGCAGCUGGUGGUCCAGCAGCAGCACCAGCAAUUCCUGGAGAAGCACAAGCAGCAGUUCCAACAGCAGCAGCUCCACCUCAACAAGAUGAUGGCCAAACCCAGCGAGUCCCCUGUAGGCCGUCAGCACCAGAGCCACCCGGAGGAGACGGAGGAGGAGCUGAGGGAGCACCAGGAUGGAGGGGCCCUGCCGCCGGGGGUCACCAUCAAGCAGGAGCCACCAGACCCGCAGGAGCUGCAGGAGGAGGCGCUGCAGCAGCACAGGGAGCGGGAGAGGCAGGCGGAGCAGGAGCUGCUCUUCAGACAGCAGGCCCUGUUGUUGGAGCAGCAGCGAAUCCAUCAGCUGAGAAACUAUCAGGCCUCCAUGGAGGCUGCCGGCUUGUCAAUCUCCUUCCCCGGACACCGCCCCUUGUCCAGGGCUCAGUCGUCUCCAGCCUCAGCGUCCUCCUUCCCAAUCAGUGUCCCUGCCUCCGAUCCUCCCGCCAAACCUCGCUUCACUACAGGCCUGGUGUAUGACUCUCUGAUGCAGAAGCACCAGUGUAUGUGCGGAAACACCAACAGUCACCCGGAGCAUGCAGGCCGGAUCCAGAGCAUCUGGUCUCGGCUGCAGGAGACUGGACUCAGAGCGCAGUGUGAGUGUAUCCGUGGGAGGAAGGCCACGCUGGAAGAGCUGCAGACGGUUCAUUCUGAAGCCCACGUCCUGCUGUAUGGAACCAACCCUCUCCGACAGAAACUUGAUUGUUCAAUCACUCCUAUGUUUGUGAGGCUACCGUGUGGAGGAGUGGGGGUGGACAGCGACACCAUUUGGAACGAGGUCCACUCCUCCAGUGCGGCUCGUCUCGCUGUCGGCUCUGUGGUGGAGCUCGUUUUCAAAGUGGCUACUCGAGAGCUGAAGAAUGGCUUUGCAGUAGUCCGCCCUCCUGGACACCAUGCAGAGGAAAGCACUCCCAUGGGUUUCUGCUACUUCAACUCUGUGGCCAUCGCAGCCAAACUGCUGCAGCAGAGACUAAGUGUCAACAAGAUCCUCAUCGUGGACUGGGACGUUCACCAUGGCAACGGGACCCAACAAGCUUUCUACGAUGACCCAAAUGUCCUUUACUUGUCUAUUCAUCGCUAUGACGACGGCAACUUCUUCCCUGGAAGCGGAGCACCUGACGAGGUGGGCAGCGGACCUGGAGUCGGGUUCAACGUCAAUGUUGCCUUCACCGGAGGCCUCGAUCCACCUAUGGGAGAUGUGGAGUACUUGGCUGCCUUCAGGUCAGUGGUGAUGCCCAUAGCCAACGAGUUUGCGCCGGACAUCGUGCUGGUCUCUUCUGGCUUCGACGCUGUGGAGGGCCACCCUCCACCGUUGGGCGGCUACAUGUUGACGUCCAAGUGCUUUGGCUAUCUGACGAGGCAGCUGAUGACCCUCGCCGGAGGCCGAGUGGUUCUGGCUCUGGAGGGGGGUCACGACCUCACUGCCAUCUGUGACGCCUCCGAGGCCUGUGUGGCUGCUCUGCUAGGCCAGGAGCUGGACCCGCUGCCGAAAGCUGUCCUCGAGCAGAGGCCCAACCCCAACGCUGUUCGCUCUCUGGAGAAAGUUUUAGAGACUCACAGUAAGUACUGGCGCUCGGUGCAGCGUUACUCACCCCGGCUGGGCCUUUCCCUGCUGGAGGCCAAACGAGGAGACUCUGAGGAGGCUGAGGCCGUCAGUGCCAUGGCCUCUCUCUCUGUGGCGAACACCAACACCAUGGAUCAGAGGCCAGAGGAGGAACCCAUGGAGGAGGAAGAGCCACUGUAACGGAGGGAAACGCGAGGGUGUCACACUGUUACCAUUGACCUCUCCGGAGAAGACGUCUUUGAGCUGCGAAGAGUCUCGACUGAUCCCUUCAUUUAGUCCCCCCUAACCCCACUCACCACGUCAGUCACCUUGAUUGGCGGCCCCUCGGCCAAAAAAACGAGGGAGAGGGGGUGGGCUCAUCCUCAGAGUAGGGAGCCAAUCAGGAGACAGAGGACUGAAUUGGAAAAAAAAUUAAAAUAUCGGCGUUGCUUGGCGACGUUCGCUCAAGAGACACUCAUUUUUUUCUGUCAGUCUUCGCAACCCCACGUUAGCCCACAGCGGCUAACCAAGUGACCAAGGCAGCGGGCGAGUGUGUUGGGAGUUUGGGGCGAGAUCAGGUCUCGUCAUAGAGAGGCGCAGAAACAUACGGUGCUUUACACAGCUGCCUUCUGACCACAUGGACACCAGGGACAGCAGAUGCUUCCAGCUGUCAAACACAGCACGGGAGUUUUUUUUUUUUUUUCGUUUUGUUUUGGUUUUCCUCUUUUUUCAGCUAUUUUUCCCGACAAAAACAAGGGCAUCGCGGCAACUGAGAUACUGUUUUACAACGUGCGUACACUGUGGACUUUGGUCGGCCGAAGUUUGAGUAGGCUCUUGCAAAGAUUUAAUGACGAGACCGUCGCCUCGCUGGAGCAGCCUGACGUUGAAAAGGUUGACGAGUGUGAGGAGUGCCUUGGUGAGGGGGUCUGCUGGAUUUCAGGAUUGUUCAGGAAAAGAUUGCCUUAAGUCAAAAGAUUUUUCUCGCUGAGGAAUCGGCGCGAGGUAGUGAGAUGGAGAGUUUCUAGUCCUGUUUGGGGGAAUGAGAGUGACGAAAAUAGAGCAAACAAUCUUUCAGCAUGUUUACUUGGAACGUGACGAAGACAACGUUUAUGUCUCUCACAGCCUCUCUUGAAGAGUUACUUUACUUUUGGAUGGAUCUAUUUUUCUGUAAAAAAGAAAAAGAAAAAAAGAUGACGCUUUGUAAAGGUAGUUGCCAGCUUCAGUAGAAAAACGGUGCAAACAUGGAGAACUUCAAACAAAGAAAUUAGGUUGAAAACUCUCAAAAAGGUUUAGCCUUCGAUGUAGCUUCCCUUUAACUGAAGUCAGUGCUUUGUAAACACAUAAAGCAUGCAUUUGAGCAGAGAGACCGGACAUUUUUGCAAGAUUUUUGAAUGUUAUCCAAAAGAGAAAGCCAAGCGAGAAAAGCCAAAGCAUGAGUUUGCAUAUAACAGUAGUACUUUCACUUUCACUCCACUUAGCCGGCUAGUCGACAAACACUUCUUGUAUUGGCCCUUUCAGAAAAGGCCCUCCGAUAUCCAGUUCAAUGUUUACUAAUUUAAUCCUUCACAAAUCAAGUGAGCAUUUCUGUACGCGUGCCGAUCGGCCUCCCAUGCUUUGCCGGUUGGCAGCUACCUUGGUUUGCUAGUGUGAGCUAAACAUUAGUCAUGUAUAUUGAAUUGAAUAUAUUUUGAGAGGCAGUAAUCGAGUAUUGCCUGUUUGUAUCUACAUGUAUGAUUUCCACAUCAAGUUGUCAAUUUACAAUAUCGAAAAACGUGUUUGGUAAGCGUGUCCACUUUUUAUUUUUUAUUGUAUAAGAUUAUUUUUCUAACUUUUUUCAUCCAUAGAAUUUGUUCUGUGUUUUUAUCCGUUUUCUGGAUAGUUAUAGGGCUGCCAUUCACACACUUAGUGCUGUUGUCACUCCUUGUUCAGAACUUUGUUUCUUUCUUGUAUUUAUCAAAAAUAAGGAGCAAGACUUUCUUUCUUUCUUUCUUUCUUUCUUCUUUCUGCGGCUCUCUCAGCCCUUCUGCAUUUUCAUCAGUUCUGUAUUUAUAACAUGUACUGUUUAUAGGAGAUUUGUAUAUGGAAAAUUUAUAAAUGUACUCUAACUAAUGACAGCUAUGAUAUUGUGAGCGACAAACAGUAUGGUGUACGAUAUUACUCCAUGAACUUUAAAGGAAAAAAAAAAAAAAGAAAAGCAGCAUAUUUAACUCGUCAUGCACUGUUUUGCCCUCGAGUGAAA